AUGGGCAAAUACGGUAUAUGCCUUUAUCCCCUAUUUGACCUCAUCUCACCGCAAUGUUCAGACCGACAGGCGUGUCGUAUGACGCUGCUCGAGAAGGCAUUUCAAUCAGGUGGCUACAAAUUCGCUUUCACCACCCACUGCUCGUCUGGCUCGGAGGCGACGGUGCCAGACAAGCCCCACGGCGCUUCGUUUCAUACCACUCGUUCUGACUCGAGACUGGCGAACAUGUGCUACAACAACUCACCGGACACAUGCUCAGCCGAUACAGCAGCUGCUUCCAGGCCCGGCUGCCAAGAGGCCUUGGCCCCGGCUACAGACUCGAUGUCGGCCGCCGCUCGACGACGCAGACCGAGUGAUUUCACGGUCACCGACCUGCUCACCUCGCAGACAAUGCAACGCCUCCUCGAGACGCAGCGCCGGCUCCGAGGCUCGCCCGAAGGCGAACCGUCCACGUCGCCCGUACGUAGCAGCCUGCAGCAGGUCUCUGCUCAAAUCGCCUCCGCCAGCCGGGCUCCCGCAGCUGCCGACGACUCGGACUUGUCCGGCUCUAGCCGCCCGGCCGACGGGGCGGCAACCGAAGUUGCCGGACGGCGUUCAUCGGCGCCGCAACGCUUAGGGGCUUCGUCGACGACGGGAAAACUGUCCACUGCCUCGAUGCAGACACGCCCCAGCCUGCUGGACUCGACAAUAGAGGCUGAGUUUGAGAUAGACUCGGAACAAGAAGAAAAAGAAACGGAAGAAGACGACGGCGUAUGGAACAGCGACACAAGAGAAAAGGACGAAGAAAUAAAAAGAGCGGAGGUGAACAAAUAA
Messenger RNA from Protopolystoma xenopodis, 813 nucleotides. Lineage: Eukaryota; Metazoa; Platyhelminthes; Monogenea; Polystomatidea; Polystomatidae. The record is from the annotation of a GenBank genome assembly.